CCGGUAUCAAAAGUCAUUAUUUUCCGCCUAAAAAUCAUUAGGAUAAUUUGAAGUCGGAAGUUUAUUUUUUAUUUAGAGAACUUAAAAUGUUUAAACGAGAACAACCUUAUAAAAAGUUGUUUCAUGUCUUCAGUAAAAGCGAUUUAAUUGUUAUGUUAAAAAGAUUUUUUCCAAUACUAGUAUGGCUUCCACAAUAUGACUUAAAAAAACUACGUGGUGAUUUAAUUGCUGGAUUAACUUGUGGUGUUAUUGUUAUUCCGCAAGCUAUUGCAUUUGCCAACCUUGCAAAACUUCCUCCACAAAAUGGUUUGUAUGCUUCACUAACGCCUGGCCUAAUUUACUGUUUAUUUGGUACAUCAAAAGAUGUAAGUACAGGCACAGGUGUAACUCUGGGCUUGUAUACAUCUAGAUUUAAUCCUACAAACACUACAAUUGGUGCAUCUCUUUUAAGUUUUAUAAGUGGUGUCAUUUUGGUGUUUAUGGGCGUUUUUAAACUUGGAUUUUUGAUAAAGUACGCUCCUCAGCUUGUCAUCAGUGCGUUUGUUUCAGCUACAGCUAUCACCAUUAUUGUAACACAAUUUUCUAACUUACUGGGAAUCAAAGGUGCACCAUUUAAUGUAUUCGAGAUUCUUAAAUACAUAAUAUUGAACAUCAAGAAAACAAAUAAAUGGGACAUAACAAUGAGUGCAUUUUGUCUCAUUAUUCUAGCAAUUUUUAUUUAUCUUUCAACUUUAAAACUUAAAAAGAAACCAUUAUUAAAAAAAAUUUUUUUGUUUUUAUGCGGUGCUCGAAUGGCUAUUGUGUGCCUGUUGGCAACGAUCGUUGUUUAUAUAUUUCAUGUUUAUGGUUACAACCAUAAGUUUACUAUGGCUGGAAAAAUUCCAAAUGGGCUUCCGCAUUACCAGAAUCCAUUUCAACCUGUAAUGAAAGGCAAUGUUACAUUAUAUUCAACAAAAAAUUUAAUAGACAGUUACGGUGUUGCUGUAAUUAUUUUACCAAUUAUCAUGUUUAUAGAACAAUAUUCUAUAACUAAAGCAUUUGGACGCAAAUUCAAUUAUAAGGUAAAAGCACAAAACGAGUUGAUUGCUUUAGGAAUUAUGAACAUUGUUGCUUCUUUUUUUGGGGGUUGGCCUGUUGGCGGAAGUUUUACUCGUUCAGCGGUGAAUUCUAUAAGUGGUGCUCAAACUCCACUUACAGGUGUAAUAUGUGGAAUUGUUGCGUUGAUUGCUCUAGAGUUUAUGACCCCAGCAUUUUACUACAUUCCAUCGGCUGCUCUAGGAUCUAUGAUGCUAAUGGCUGUUUUAACCAUGGUUGAAAUGAGUUUAACAAAAGACAUUUGGAAGUUGUACAAAUGGGAUUUGUUACCUUUUAUGGCUGCUUUCGGCAUGAGUUUCUACAAACUAGAAUACGGAGUAAUUUCAGGAACCGGGAUUUCAAUUCUACUAAUGCUCUCUCGAGAGGCGCGUCCAAAAUAUUUUUGCGAGACAGAUGACACGGGAAGAUCUUUAACACUUUUAUUAAUGGAAAAUCUAACAUAUCCAGGAGUGGGAGCUGUGAAUAAAACAAUUUAUUCUGAGGUCAAUAGUUGUGCUGGUAUUAAAACGUUGUACUUAGAUAUGUCGACCAUGGUGCGGGUUGAUUUUACAAUACUUAAAAAUUUUGAAUUCAUGAUGGCAGAGUUGUCGAAAAAAGGUGUUAGUCUUAAGUUUAUCAACUUUCCAAGCGAUUCCAUAAUGAAAAAGUUUAUUAAUGCUGGUUUAAUUCCAAUUGAAAGUAUAUUGAAACAAGAAGAGCUGCAAAGUAUAGAAAACGAUAGCAUAAGUCAAAGUAAUGUAGAAACGUUAAAUAUGAAAAAUCAAAGAACUGCAAUAACCGGAGGAGAAGAUGUUGAACAAGUUGGAAGUAUUGCGGAGGAAAACAAUACAAUAGAUAAUGAAGUUUCUUUUGUUUUUGAAAAUAUUUUGCAUCCUAGAAAUUUAAAAACUGAUUUGUAAUGUAACUGACUGCGUAA
Molecule: messenger RNA, 2011 nt
Organism: Hydra vulgaris (swiftwater hydra)
Lineage: Eukaryota; Metazoa; Cnidaria; Hydrozoa; Anthoathecata; Hydridae
Product: sodium-independent sulfate anion transporter
Biological process (GO): transmembrane transport
Cellular component (GO): plasma membrane
Molecular function (GO): sulfate transmembrane transporter activity
Source: RefSeq, a predicted model, not a curated record